CGUGCGGCGGCGUUUCCGGGAAGAUGGCGGCUGUCGAAGCGGUUGCGGAGCCGGUAACGGUCGUGGCGGCUCCCGGACCAAAGACAAAGGACGAAGAGGAAGAGGAGCCGCUUCCACCAUGCGAGACGGUGCGCUGGGCCCCGGUGGGGGCGGUGGCGGAGGCCGGGCCUGGGGCGGCUGCGUUUUCAGAAGCGGCGGCGGCCGAGGAGCCCGGCGCAGCCCCGGGCUCCCCGCCGGACUCGCCCGGCCGGACGUUACAGCGGCUGCGGGCCGAGCGGCGGCGGCUGGACUCGGCGCUGCUCGCGCUGUCCUCGCACUUCGCGCAGGUUCAGUUCCGUCUGCGCCAGGUGGUGCGCGGGGCACCGGCGGAGCAGCAGCGCCUCCUGCGCGAGCUUGAAGACUUUGCCUUCCGUGGUUGCCCUCAUGUCCUGGGUUACGAGGGGCCCGAGGACCCCGCCGGCGACGAAGGCGACGGGCUGCCGGGGGACCGGCCACGGUUGCGGGGCGAGGACCAGAGUGAGCAGGAAAAACACCGUCUGGAAACCCAGCGGGAGAAGCAGAAGGAACUGAUACUGCAGCUCAAGACCCAGUUAGAUGACCUGGAAACAUUUGCUUAUCAAGAGGGCAGUUACGACUCCCUGCCACAGUCCGUGGUCUUGGAAAGACAACGGGUGAUCAUAGAUGAGUUAAUAAAGAAACUGGACAUGAAUCUGAAUGAGGACAUCAGUUCCCUGUCCACUGAAGAGCUUCGUCAGCGAGUGGAUUCAGCAGUGGCUCAGAUUGUCAACCCAGCCCGAGUGAAAGAACAGUUAGUUGAGCAGCUGAAAACUCAGAUCCGAGACCUCGAGAUGUUCAUCAACUUCAUCCAAGAUGAAGUGGGAAGCCCCUCGCAGACCAGUGAUAAAUACUGUGAGUGCAAGGCCAGUGGGAAGACAGGAUGUGGCUCCACCAGAACAGGCAGCAGCAAACUGCCUGCAGGAAACAGCAAAACAAAGGCAGAAGACCUGAAGAAAGUCCAGGAGACAGGGCUACACCUGAUGCGGCGGGCAUUAGCGGUGCUCCAGAUCUUUGCUGUGAGCCAGUUUGGUUGUGCCACAGGCCAGAUCCCUCAAACCCUGUGGCAGAAGGGCCAGGCUGACAGAGACUACUCUCCUUUACUGAAGAGGCUGGAGGUAUCAGUAGACAGAGUGAAGCAGCUAGCCUUAAGGCAACAGCCACAUGACAAUGUCAUCACCUCUGCCAACCUCCAGGACCUCUCCGUGGGAGGCAAGGACGAGCUGACCAUGGCUGUGCGGAAGGAGCUGACAGUGGCUGUGAGGGACCUGCUGGCCCAUGGACUGUAUGCCUCCUCCCCAGGGAUGAGCCUUGUCAUGGCCCCCAUUGCUUGUUUACUGCCAGCCUUCUCCUCGGCCCCUGAGGCCAUGCACCCCUGGGAGCUCUUUGUAAAGUACUACCAUGCUAAGAACGGCCGUGCUUAUGUGGAAUCCCCAGCCCGGAAGCUCUCCCAGUCCUUUGCUCUGCCUGUUAUGGGAGGCACUGUUGUGACACCCAAACAGGGCCUACUGACAGCCAUCCACAUAGUGCUGACAGAGCAUGACCCUUUUAAGCGCAGCGCAGACUCAGAGUUGAAAGCCUUGAUGUGCCUGGCACUGAAUGAGCAGCGUCUGGUGUCCUGGGUGAACCUCAUCUGCAAGUCAGGGUCACUCAUUGAGCCCCACUACCAGCCCUGGAGCUAUAUGGCACACACAGGCUUCGAGAGCGCCCUCAACCUGCUCAGCCGCCUCAGCAGCCUCAAGUUCAACCUACCUGUAGACCUGGCUGUGCGUCAGCUCAAGAACAUCAAAGAUGCCUUUUGAUGAGAAUGCCCUGAUCCUAGACCAGUACCUUGCUCAGUAGAGAUAGGAGCAAGGAGUCAGAGGAAGGGAUAAAGGCAUUUUUCCUAGACCCUGCCUGGGUGGUCAGCCAAAUGAGCGCGAAGUCUGUUUUCCUCACCAACUUAGCAUCUUGGGAAGAUGUGCUGGAGACCUUCUUGUUUAAAAAGGUUCUGCCUUGGGCUGGCUGGUUAGCUCAGUUGGUUAGAUCACAGCCUUAUAAAACCAGGGCAUGGGUUUGGAUCCCUGUACUGGCCAGCCAAAAAAAAGGUUCUGCCCUAGUGUGUAACCACAGUGUACAUGUGGGCACAUGUGUUUGCGCUUAUGGGAAGAGAAUCAGUCAUGGCACGCAAUGCCCCAGCUCAUCAUGCCAUGUCCCAUUUUUAGAAAACUUUGGUUACUCUAAUAACCAUUCUCUUUAUGGUUGUGAGUGACAACAUGAGUGAGUUGUUGGUCCCUGAAGACAUUCAACUUGAGGCUCCUGUUAGUCAAGUUGGGAGCGGUUUGAGAGUCCUAAGGCCAAAGUUUAAAUCCCUUUUAUGAAUGCUAAUUACCCUUCUUUCUUACCCCAAGGUCAGGGGAGACUCUGUAUAUUCCAUGGCUGCCUCUGAAACUAGGAAUGGGACUAUCUGAGAACAGCAUUUCUAAGGGAGUUUACCCAGAAGUUGAUUUUAAUAUAAACUUUUUCUUAUAGAGGUAAUAACUGAUAUCUUCCUGACAAGGUAGUCCUCCUCUAACAGCAUAGACAUUGAUCUUUCCAUUUAUGGGCAAUGAGAACCAGUGUCUGGUACUAUGUCCUCCAGCAAAUAAACUUUCCUCUGCGCACCUACCAACAAGACUGACACAGUCUUUUUAGAAGUAAAUGUAUUCAGGGUGUACUUCUUGAGAGAAUCCUUGCCACUCAAGUGGAGUAUGUACAGGAAUACAUAUUGGUAACCAGCAGCAACUCCUCCUUGGGUUGUGACACACCAGGCACCCCUUGUCCUUGAUGCUGGGUGAUGGAGAAGAUCUGAUCUUGCAAUAGGUACUGCAGUGGGGAUACACACUACAGCAGAUCACUGUCUUACAGACUAGGGGGCUGAGUCAUUGAAAAACUGAUUCUAGAGUGGUCCUUUUUUUCAGUAUUUUAGCCGUUCUAGUUCAUAUUUCUCAUUCAGCUUGUGGUGAAUACUGUUCCAGGACUUUCCAAAGAUGGGCAAAAUGUAUCACUGCAAACACUACUAAUUCAGCAUUGUUUUUGUGUAUUAAACUGCCAGCUGCACUUUGUUUCUGCACUGUUAUGUAGAGCAUUUUAACUUUAAUUUUUUUCAGGUACAGGUUACUUAAGAUACAUUAUUGGUGUUUCAUUAAAAUUAGUCUGCCUUCCCUGUGAAACAAGAUAAGUGUAAAAUGUUGUGAAGAAUGAUACAUCUGUGGUUGCUAAUAAAAUCAAUAGUAUUUUGUGUACCUUCUCUGCAAA
Messenger RNA from Cynocephalus volans (Philippine flying lemur), 3330 nucleotides. It is a transcript of the gene RUNDC1, whose product is annotated as RUN domain containing 1. NCBI's taxonomy places the organism in Eukaryota, Metazoa, Chordata, Mammalia, Dermoptera, Cynocephalidae. The coding region runs from base 24 to 1856 and encodes 610 amino acids. The record is from RefSeq and is a predicted model, not a curated record. The transcript is spliced from 5 exons.